This is a messenger RNA of Closterium sp. Yama58-4, 1530 nucleotides long. NCBI's taxonomy places the organism in Eukaryota, Viridiplantae, Streptophyta, Zygnematophyceae, Desmidiales, Closteriaceae. The record is from the annotation of a GenBank genome assembly.
AUGCACGAGUCUGGAACGACUGCAGGUAUCAGAUUGCAGAGAAUUGCAUCGACUUCCGACGACAUUGCAGAGCUGCUGCCGCGUCUCCGUCAGCUCACCAUCUGCCGUUGCGAUUUCUUCGAGGAGCUGCCUGCGGGUUUCACUUCCCUGAAUCACCUCCACACCUUGUCACUCUUCCAGUGCCGCCAAUUUCGCCACCUGCCCGAAAACAUUGGGAGAUUGUCUGCCCUGAAUACUCUGGUUCUGGAGCAGCUGCCGCUUACGAACCUCCCUGACUCCAUCCAGCAGCUCACCUCCUUGGGAACUCUCUUCCUGCUCUGGUGCGACCCCAUCUGCGACCUGCCAGCAGGCUUCUGCUGCCUCACCGCGCUCACGACACUCUGCCUCGGGCAAGUGGUGCUUCCAGCGGACAUUGGGCGCCUGAGUAACCUCCAGACCCUUCUUGUGAGAGACAGCUGUCAGCAGCGCCAUCUCCCAUGCUCGCUGACUGACAUCUCCUCGUUGACGAGGCUUGAGCUGGGCCUGUGCGGCAUCGAACGGCUGCCAGAGGGCGUGGGAGAGCUGAGCAGCCUGCGGGAGCUGCACGUGUCCUCCUGCUCGCAUCUCACGGCCGUUCCGGCGUCGCUGACGUGCCUGACUCGCCUUGAAGCUCUCAUGCUCUCCGACUGCAGAAAGCUGGCCUCCGCGCCCACACGGUUGGACGGCCUUACGAGGCUGAAGCGGCUUGAGGUGGCCUCGUGUGACAUGCUGAAAUAUCCUCCUCGCGUCCUGCCGCCGUCGCUUGAAACGCUCAGCUGGGGGAGCUACAGGCAUGUGAUGGCUCUCCCCGAUGUUUCCAGGCUGACUGGGCUUCGGACGCUUUGCCUGGACCGGGUUGCUGUGGCGUGUGAUGGGCUCGCUGUGAGCAGGCGCCUGUCUCACCUGCAGCAUUUAAUGCUGACGCUGGCAGAUGAUUCCGAGGAGCUUCCUUUCCCCUUGACGUUUCUUUCUCAGCUGCGCACCCUGAUUGUUCACGGCAUGGGGAACGUGCAACGGCUGCCAGCCGAUAUGGGGUCAGCAUUGCAGCAGCUGCGGAGGCUGAAGCUGAAAUGUGCUGAGGAGUUGAGGGAGCUGCCAGCGAGUGUGAGUGCGCUGCUGAACCUCACGUCCCUGGAGGUUCACUCUGCACCCCGCCUGGCUUCCCUCCCGCAUGGCAUCGGUGCCUUAUCCCGGCUGCGGCAGCUGCAACUCAUUCUCUGCGAGCAACUUGACGACCUGCUGCCCUCUCUCACCCACCUCACCUGCCUGAACCAGCUCUCACUCCCGCACAGCUCCAUCCGCGUCCUGUGUCCCGAUUUCUCUCAGCUUAUGCGGCUCAAAGCCCUCUGUUUGACAGGCUGUGCAAGGCUGCAGGUGCUGCCAGAGGAGUUGAGUGAGCUCAAGGGGCUGCAGAGGCUGGAUGUGCAAGGGUGUGGGCAUGUGAUUGACACUCAUGGGUCUGUGCUCCCCAGGAGCCUCAACCAGAUGUAUGGAUUGAAGAUAGUCAAAUGA